Molecule: messenger RNA, 1644 nt
Organism: Girardinichthys multiradiatus
Lineage: Eukaryota; Metazoa; Chordata; Actinopteri; Cyprinodontiformes; Goodeidae
Exons: 6
Coding region: 872-1606 (244 amino acids)
Source: RefSeq, a predicted model, not a curated record
AAAGUUUUCUAAUUCACAUUUUAUAAUAAACCAGUGACAUUAUGUAAACUUUGAACGGCUGAUUUUGGGCAUACAGUCAACAGUAGCAUUUACCCAACGGCUUACUAUCAGUGCCGACUAGAGUGAUAUUUUCGAGCCAGCUAGCUCGCGCUAACAAUCGCUAACGGCUGUUGCAGAAAGUGAAGCCGGCAAACACAGAACAAGAGUUUGAAGCUCUAGAGAAUCGCCUGGAGGACAAGAAUGAGGGAGCAGAACUGACACUGCUGCUGGGGAUUUCUUUGAGGAGGAAGAUGACCAGGAGAUGGUGACUGUGGCCUCGCAAGCCGAGGAACAACUUCCUCAAGGUACUCAUGUGACUACCGUGUGGUCAUAACGAUGUGGGAGAAGACCCAUGGCAACAGUGUCACGCAGCUUUAUAAAAAGGUGCAGCAUGGACACGGCGCGCGCUUGAGUACUUCACUGCCUGUGAGCCCUUCACUGACUCCUCCAUCAUUGAGCCUCCAGUGUUCUCUGCGCCUCCGCUGCUCCCGCCCCUCCCUAAACCCAAGUGGCUCCUGUCUGUCUACGCCAGAGACGUCCUCUCACGGCUACUUGAGGUCAGGGCCAAAAUAACAUCUGUCUUUGGCUCUGUCCUUAAGAUGGACUCCACCAAAAAGUUUACAAAAAAACUGGCCGGUACAGCUGUCAACACUGCUGGCUGGUGUACAAAUGUGGGCAAUGAGCACGGCCAGGUUCUGGUGUCUGUGCUCACAGCCGCAGAGGGGCAUGGACUGUGGCCCAUGGCAGCGGGUCUCAUGAGGAGCUACAGGGAGGCAGGAGUGGCACCGCCUGCCAUAAUGAAUAUGGACCGAGACAGUCGCAGGUCAGGGCCAUGUUUGCAGAGCGGAACGAGCUCCAAGUGCACCUGGACAUCUGGCACUUCAUGCGGCGCUUUGCAGCAGGAGUUAUCAUGGAGGCUCAUCAGCUCUACGGCAUCUUCAUGGUUCGACUCUCCAGAGCGGGAAAGGCUCCUAAUCUGCACCCAGGCAGACGACCUGCUAGUGCCACGGUUGUGCAGCCCAUCGCCCCAGCAGCUCCUCUUCUACUUCCAGCUCCUGUACCACCACUCCAGUUUAUUUCACUGAACGCUGGGGUGAUGGUGAUGGCAGCAGGUGUUGGCCACCCUUCAAGUCUCCUUCCACUGGCUCCAACUUUAGUUUUACCUGCCACACAAGUGGCUCUUGCACCCACUGCCAUUGUGUCUGUGUCCUGCUCCACUCAGAGGAAGAGGCGAUGUAGGACAGAAGAGGAGGUCACUGGGGCCCAAAAAAGGAAGUGUGUCCGUGAAAUAGCUUUUAACAAGUGGACUAAGUGUGGGCAGGCCAAAACAAAAGAGUUUGGCCACCGCCGCUUUGGCAGUGCCACUUUCUGCCCAAGUAACUCAGGUGGCAAAUCUUUAAAGGAGUGGCUGGGAGAACAGCGUCAGCUGAAGAGAGACAGGGAAACCCACCUCCAUAAUCUGGAGGUGGGUGGAAGCACACCUGUAAAACCUCCAAAAACUGGAGCGAGGACUCUACCAUUUGAGCUAAUCCUCCAUAUCUACACGUUUGGUUGUUCGUUUACGUAGGUCUUGAUGGCAUGUCUACGGUUCAACAUAUACAGGUC